This is a messenger RNA of Amaranthus tricolor (Joseph's coat), 1010 nucleotides long. RefSeq names its product protein GL2-INTERACTING REPRESSOR 1-like. Lineage: Eukaryota; Viridiplantae; Streptophyta; Magnoliopsida; Caryophyllales; Amaranthaceae. Bases 148 to 810 code for a protein of 220 amino acids. The transcript is spliced from 2 exons. The record is from RefSeq and is a predicted model, not a curated record.
UUCAAAGUAUAUCUAUUCGUUCUCUUCUUAUUCAAACCUCAUUUUCCUAUUCUAUUACUUUUUCUCUCAUCACCACUCUUUCUCUCUCUUCUUUAUACAUAAUUAAAUUAAGCUUUAAAGAGAACCCUUAUCAAAUCCUUCUAUAUAAUGUCCUUUCAAAUUGAAAACCCAAAUCAUCAAACAAAAAAUAAACCCUUUGGAGUUCAUCAUCACUAUGAUGAUGAUGAUGUUAUAAUCACAAGGGUUAUUCCUAUCACUCUUGAUCUUUUACGUAUCAAACAAUCUCCACCUCAACAAAAAUUUAAAAAUUUGUGUUCCGUUUUUUCAAAGGAUACGUCCCUUGACUUUAAGAAUAAACAAAAAAGGAGUUUAGAGGACCCCAUAAUAAGCGAGGAAAUCAUGAGUAGAAGGAAUGGAGAUAACAACAUGCAAAAGUUGGACUUAAAAUUGAACUUGUCACCACCAAGUGCAAGGCCAAGUGGGGCGAACCCCACGAUUGAAUCGCCUAGUCGAUCAGCCUCGGUUUCGCCCCUUAGCUCAUGUGUAUCGUCGGAUUUAUCGAUGAGUAGCCCCGAAUCGAGCUCGAUGGUGUUGGUAGGGUGCCCAAGAUGCCUAAUGUAUGUCAUGCUAUCGGAAGAUGAUCCUAAGUGCCCUAAAUGCAAGAGUACCGUCUUGCUUGAUUUCAUGCAUGAUAAGAAUAACCAUAAUAAUAAUAAUAAUAACAAUAACAAUCACAAUCGCAGUCGCAAUCGCAAUAACAACAAUUGGAGCAAUUGUGGUGGUAGCUCUAAGAAGACAAGGAGGAAUUAAACAAAAAGCUGAUUACUUAUUAGUUAAUUAAUUGAUAAACUUUCUUAGUCUAGAUUAAGCCCUAUUUUUAGCAAGUGGAAUUACAAUUAUGAUGUUAAAUUUGUAGUAGGAUUUUUAUGUUUGUAUCUUAUUUUAGUCAUGCAUCAAUAUAUAUUAUCUCCCUAAAUUAUGAAUUAUUUAAUUUUGUUAGUUUAAUGCAA